This is a messenger RNA of Penaeus monodon (black tiger shrimp), 1493 nucleotides long. Its product is annotated as glycosaminoglycan xylosylkinase-like. The record is from RefSeq and is a predicted model, not a curated record. Gene Ontology annotation, biological process: protein phosphorylation. Gene Ontology annotation, molecular function: phosphotransferase activity, alcohol group as acceptor. The transcript is spliced from 8 exons. Gene Ontology annotation, cellular component: Golgi apparatus. Bases 35 to 1408 code for a protein of 457 amino acids. NCBI's taxonomy places the organism in Eukaryota, Metazoa, Arthropoda, Malacostraca, Decapoda, Penaeidae.
UCCCAAUUCCUCAUUCUUUCAUUUCAGAGGUGAAAUGGCUCGUCUGCUGCUGUAUGUUGUCCUAGCCGUUAGUCUGUCUGUAGUUCAGCAGAUCCUGAACGUUUUACAAACCCCGAAUUAUAAGUACACGACGGAAUAUGUAUAUCGAGCAACCCUUCCUACUACCAAUUUGAGUGAAAAGGAAGAAAAAGUUUUCCUUCAAGAAGAAACGUUUGCUCUCAGAGAAUUUAAACACGACCCAAGAGGCAACAAAAAUCGCUCGGGGCUUCGGAUGCUUCCGUCCCUGUACUCCCACCGGCCGGCCGUCAUUGCCAAGUACUCCUCGCCGUCGCCUUCCUUGGCGGAGUUCAUCGAGAAGUUCAAGGAAGACAUGGCAGUCCGAGGAGUGGCUGGGGAUCCCUGGGCGUUGGCACGGAAGUGGGCUGGUCCGAAGUCGCUGGUUCCUGAAUCUGCCCCUGGCUUGGGUGACGUCCUGGCUGCCCUGUCCUCUGCCCCGAUCGUAGCAGCCGAUUCUUUUAAGGAAGGAAACCAGCUCAAGUUUUUAUUGAAAUUUCAAGGAAAUCAGAAAGCCAUUUUUAAAGUAAUGAGGUACAAUCGUUCGGCAGUAAUUACAAUCAUGAACUCGGGGAAUGAUCGCCACAACGGGGAAAUCGCCGCCUUCCACACUGCUAGACUCCUGGGGCUGCAAAUGGCCCCGGUGGCUGUAGGUCGCAGAAUACAUCUAGCAAAGGAAAUCUUACCUGUAGCUUCAAAGAGGCUUGCUAAAACCUUUUGCAUCGAUGAAAGCGGCCAGGUGUGCUUCUAUGCUGACUGCGAUAAUAGCCAACAGAAAAAUGCACGAUGUACUACGAAAAAUAACAUGACAGAAGGUGUUGUGAUUAUGUGGAUACCAGAGCACAUUAAUUUAUUAGAAAUGAAUUAUCCUUGGCGACAUUAUUACAAAAGCAAAGGUCCAGCCACGUGGGAAAAAGAUGAACGUUAUUGCGACAAAAUCCAACGCGGUGAUUUGGCCAAUAAACUCUUGGACUUCAUGGACAUGUCUGUCCUCGAUUUCCUGAUACAGAAUACAGACAGACAUCACUUCUUUCUUGCUGCCGGGGAUCCUGACGCGUCGGUGAUACCAGUAGACAAUGGUAGAAGUUUUGGGGAUCCUGAUAUUGAUUACAUGGACAUUUUGGCUCCAGUCUUACAGUGCUGCAGGAUCCGGGCGGCGACGCGCGCGCGGCUGGUCCUGCUGAGCGGCGGCGGGCUGUCCCGGGCCCUGAGGGAGCUCCUGGGCCUCGACCCGCUCGCCCCCGUGCUCGCCGACGCCCACCUCCGCGCCCUGGACCGCCGCCUCGCGCACGUCCUCGCCGCCCUCAGCGCCUGCAGCGAGAGGAAGGGCGGAUGGCACAACGUGCUUUUCUGAAUCUCUUUCUCUCUCUCUCUCUCUCUCUCUCUCUCUCUCUCUCUCUCUCUCUCUCUCUCUCUCUCUCUCUCUCUCUCUCUCUGUC